Molecule: messenger RNA, 177 nt
Organism: Cavenderia fasciculata
Lineage: Eukaryota; Evosea; Eumycetozoa; Acytosteliales; Cavenderiaceae
Exons: 2
Coding region: 1-177 (58 amino acids)
Source: RefSeq, a predicted model, not a curated record
AUGAAAAUAGGAGUAGGGUGUAGACAAGAGUUUGGUGAAGCCGUUUGGUGUUCUAUUUUGAUCAAUGUCAGAGCAAGGAAAGAUAAAGACGAUACCACCAAUGAUCAAAUUAAAUUCUAUCAGGUUAAAGUAAUCAUCAUUUGGAAUGAUUUAUUAGUUGUAAUGAUUCAAAUCUGA